GAGCUGUACUUCCUGAGAAUGCAAAGGAGCAGAGAAAAGAUGGAUCGAGACAAAAUGGAAGAACAACAGAAUCCGUGUAAGAGGAAGUUGAGGGUGUGUGUAGCGACAUGCAACAGAGCAGAUUACUCCAAGUUGGCCCCCAUCAUGUUUGGGAUCAAAUCCCACCCUGAUGAGUUUGAACUGGAAGUGGUUGUGCUUGGGUCACAUCUCAUUGACGACUACGGGAACACUUUUCGAAUGAUUGAACAGGAUGACUUUGACAUCGGCUCAAAGCUCCACACUAUUGUUCGGGGAGAAGACGAAGCCGCUAUGGUUGAGAGUGUUGGGCUGGCGCUGGUGAAGCUCCCUGAUGUCCUACAGAGACUUCGGCCGGACAUCUUGGUCGUGCACGGUGACCGAUUCGACGCUCUUGCUCUGGCUACUGCCGCUGCUCUGAUGAACAUUAGAAUACUUCAUCUGGAGGGAGGAGAGGUCAGCGGUACAAUCGAUGAUUCAAUCCGUCACGCCAUCAGUAAACUGGCCCAUUACCAUGCCUGCUGCACACGCAUGGCGGAGCAGCACCUCAUCGCCAUGUGUGAGGACAGCUCUCGCAUCCUCCUGGCCGGAUGCCCCUCGUACGAUAAGCUGCUGUUGACUCAUCACAGAGAUGAAUACAUGGACAUCAUCAAGAGCUGGUUAGGUGAAAAAGUACAGGACCAUGACUACAUCGUGGCGUUGCAGCAUCCUGUCACCACAGACAUCCAGCACUCCAUUAAGAUCUAUGGGCUGAUGCUGGAUGCGCUGCUCUCCUUCAAUAAGAGGACGCUCAUCCUCUUUCCUAACAUUGACGCUGGAAGUAAGGAGAUGGUACGUGUCAUGCGGAAGAAGGGCAUCGAGCAGCACCCCAACUUCCGGGCAGUGAAGCACAUUCCAUUUGAGCAGUUCAUCCAGCUUGUUUGCCACGCAGGCUGUAUGAUCGGAAAUAGCAGCUGCGGCGUGCGAGAGGCCGGGGCCUUUGGCACACCAGUCAUUAACCUGGGAACAAGGCAAACAGGCAGAGAAACCGGUGAAAAUGUCCUUCAUGUCAGAGAUGCUGACACUCAGAAUAAGAUCUACCACGCUCUGGAGCUGCAGUUCGGAAAGAGAUACCCCUGUUCCAAGAUUUAUGGAGACGGCAGCGCAGUGCCUCGUAUUCUCAAGUUUCUGCGUACGAUUGACCUGGACGAGCCCCUCCAGAAGACUUUCUGCUUCCCUCCUGUGAAAGACCCCAUUUCUCAGGAUAUCGAUCACAUUCUGGAGACUCGGAGUGCUCUGGCUGUUGAUCUGGGAGGGACCAACCUCAGAGUGGCCAUUGUGUGCAUGAGGGGAAAUAUCGUGAAGAAAUACACAGAGGCCAAUCCAAAGACAUUUGAGGACAGGAUGUGUCUGAUAUUAAAGAUGUGUACAGAUGCCAUGCGGGAUGCAGUGUGCCUCAACUGUAGAAUACUUGGUGUCGGAAUCUCCACCGGAGGCCGCGUAAAUCCACAAGAGGGGGUCGUGCUACACUCCACCAAGCUGAUCCAGGAGUGGUCUUCGGUGAACUUGAGGACGCCCAUCUCGGACGCCUUGCACCUGCCUGUUUGGGUGGACAAUGAUGGCAACUGUGCCGCAUUGGCUGAGAGGAAGUUUGGCCAUGGGAAAGGAGUGGAAAACUUUGUCACGGUUAUAACAGGAACAGGUAUUGGAGGAGGAAUUAUCCAUCACAACGAGCUGGUUCAUGGCAGCACCUUCUGUGCUGCUGAGCUCGGUCACAUUAUGGUUUCUCUGGACGGUCCCGAAUGUUCCUGUGGCAGCCAUGGCUGCAUAGAGGCCUAUGCAUCCGGCAUGGCACUGCAAAGGGAGGCCAAAAGGCUGCACGAUGAGGACCUGCUGAAGAUAGAGGGGAUGGAUAAUAAACUCUCUGAGCCAAUCACAGCUGCCCACCUCAUCAGUGCAGCCAAACUGGGAAACUCAAAGGCUGAUGCUAUUUUGCACAAAGCAUCCACAGCACUCGGUGUUGGGAUCGUAAACAUCCUGCACAUAGUAAACCCAUCACUGGUGAUUCUGUCUGGAGUCCUUGCCUCUUUUUACCAGGGUCCAGUUCAGCACAUCAUCUCAGAGAGAGCUCUCUUAUCUGCCCAGAACAUCAAGGUUGUCGCCUCAGACUUGGAAGAGCCUGCUUUACUUGGAGCUGCAAGCAUGGUGUUAGACUAUGCAAUGAGAAGAAUAUACUGAGGGAUCUUUAGUUGUCACUCUUUCCUUUUUUUUUUUUUUUUAAAUGAUUUGGUGACGGUCAACAACAAUUUAUUGAAGUUACAGUUUCAUAAUGAAAAUGGGCUAUAAACGUAUGCUCACUGUGUUAAUUAGAUGGGUAUUCACUUUAAAUGUAUUCAUUGCAUAUUUUUUUCUUUAUGUAGCGGUUUCUUUUUCAGGGGCUCAAAUAGAUUACGGUACAUUAUUAUGGAUGCUUUGCCUUGGGAUUAUUGAGCUGGCCUUAAUUGUUAUUCAUAGAUCCUGCCUUUAGUUUAUUGUUUAGGAAAAGAAUGCAGCUCAUUUGGGCUAAAUAGCACUUGGACUUUGACCUGGCCUUUAACUUCUAAAGCUGCUCUGGGUUUGGCAUCAUUGUCUCAAAACUGUUAAGCCCAUAUCCAGGAAAUGUUCCUGCAUUUUGCUGUCUUGUUUUUCUUUAGCAGACUGGAUAUCCAAGUACAGACUAAAUAAUGCUGCUUCUUUCAUCUAACAUGAUUAGUGACCUGCGCCAUUUAAACUGUUUGUGCCAGUGCCUUUACCAAAUUUUUGUAAAGUCUAAGAACAGUCUGUUUCGCUUGCAUAGAAAGCUUAAUUGACCACAUUGAGGAUUUGUCAUUAAAAAAGAAAUUAGAAUUCUUGAAACCUUUCAAAGAUUCAUAGUUUGAUAUCUUCUUAUCAGAGCUGAACGCCUUAGCUUAUGGUUUCAUUUCAUUAUAUAACUGUAACUUUAGUUUGUUUUGUUAAACAGCAGGGGUAACAAAGCUGUCCUAACUGUCCAAAUAUUUCUUAACCCAACUCUAGUUCUGAUAUAGUAAAGACUGCUUCCAACAAGAGGACCCAAAACCUGGCUGUAGUGCCAAUGCUACCCAUUAAAAUGAAUUCUUCAAAGAGAAUUUGUAAAGCUUGAGUGAUAGCUGAUGUUGUGAAAUCACUAUGCCAAUGUGUUGUUUGAAUUUCAGUUUUCUAAAAAUCCAGCCUCGUUAUAUGUUGCCUAAACUGAAAUCAAGGUUGUAGACCCAUAGGUUCUCUGAAAAAAGCAUCAAAUGUGACCAAAAUAUUGCAGACAUUCUCCUGUAUAGAAGCGUUUUAUUAUUAUUAUAUAUUUCUUUCUUGAUUGCUUUUUUUAAAGAUUUUUUUUCCAAUUUUAUAUGAAUCUUUUAAGAAAAUCAACUUGUUUCCGAAUAUAUCUUACUGAGAAGAGAGGUACUAACCGCUUAUGGGACAUUUCCAUGUUUUGUUAUUAGUUGAAUUAUUCUACGGUGGUAUUUAUCAGAUGCUAGGACUAUGCUGGCAUAUAAAUUAAAUGUUAAGGCCAAAACUGCUUUAACCUUUUGACUUCUGUGUUUUUUCUUUUGUAUGCAUUACAUUACUAAUAACCAUUAGGGUAGCUUUUUACAUAUAACAUAGAUGGUCGUACAUGCAAUACAAUACAUAUAAUACUACACACUACAUUGUACAUUAUGUGAUAGUUUUAAUGUAUAAAUAAUUGUCUACAUGGAUUGAUGUUGGUCCAAAUAAUUAAUUAACAUUUCAAGUAUUUCCAAA
Messenger RNA from Menidia menidia (Atlantic silverside), 3792 nucleotides. The record is from the annotation of a GenBank genome assembly. NCBI's taxonomy places the organism in Eukaryota, Metazoa, Chordata, Actinopteri, Atheriniformes, Atherinopsidae.